Molecule: messenger RNA, 1590 nt
Organism: Insectozyma verbasci
Lineage: Eukaryota; Fungi; Ascomycota; Pichiomycetes; Serinales; Debaryomycetaceae
Source: the annotation of a GenBank genome assembly
AUGUCUACAAUUAAUUCCAAUUCUUCACGAUCUGUUUCAUUAACAAUAGAUAAUCCAAAGGAUAAACCAAUUCUAAAUGGUAAUCGUAGGUCAAAUUCAAUGAGUACUAAUAAUAAUGUGUCAAAUUUAGUUGGUGCUAUAAAUAAAUUUAAUAUUAAUAAUGGCCGUGGGAAUAAUCAAGAUGAUAAAAUUAACGUGAAUUCAGGUAAUAUUACGUGGAAUAAUAACUCAAAUGCUUCAUUUGAUAAUUCAGGACAGAUAAUAACUCAUUUGAUACCACCUCCACCAAUUUCGCCUUAUGGAGCACCUCCAUUCAAUAUGAAUUUACCACCACCUAAUAUUCCACCUCAAUUUUCACCCCAAAUGCAACAAUUUAAUCACAGUCAAUUGAAUUAUAAUCCAUAUCAAUCAUAUCCACCAUUGACUCCACCAGAUUUUCAAAUAGAAGGAACUCCACCACCAAUAGCUCAUUUACAUCAACCAAAUUAUCAUCCAGUUCAUUUACCUCCAACACCACCAAAUGUAAAUGCAACUCCAAUAUGGCAAAAUAAUCAAAGAAAUAAUAGGAAGUAUCGUAAUACCAACAAUUCAAAAGAAAUUUCAAAAUACGCAAAUUCAAAAGCUGAAGAUUUUAGAGGUGAAAUUUUAUCAUUAAGUAUGGAUCAACAUGGUUGUAGAUUUCUUCAAAGAGAGAUAGUUAUAAAUGAUCCAGAGGUUUUAAAUUUGAUACUUGGUGAAGUCGAAUCUAAUGUUGUUGAUCUUAUGACUGACCCAUUUGGAAAUUAUUUAAUUCAAAAAUUAUUUGAGAAUAUAACUCAAGAACAAAGAAUACAAUUGGUAAAUAAUUCAAAAUCUGAUUUUAUCAAAAUAGCCACUUCUCCUCAUGGAACUAGAUCUUUACAAAAAGUAAUUGAAUGUAUCGACUCAAAAGAAGAAGAAGAAUUAAUGAUUGAGAAUCUAAAAGAUCAUGUUGUGCUUUUAUCUAAAGAUCUAAAUGGAAAUCAUAUAAUUCAAAAAUGUCUCACGAGGUUGAAGAAUAAUCAAAUAAUUUUUAAAAUUUUAAUUGAAAAUUGUAUUGAUAUAUCGUGUCAUAAACAUGGAUGUUGUGUAAUUCAAAGGUGUUUAGAUCAAGAGCAUGAGAGUGAAGAAUUGGUUAAACAAUUAUCAGAAAAUGUUAUACUACUUUCAUUAGAUCCAUUUGGAAAUUAUGUGAUUCAAUACAUGCUUGAAAAACAUAAAAGUGAUGAAGUUGUACUUGAUAGAUUGACUAAAAAGGAGAAUUUUUACAAGUUAUCGAUACAUAAAUUUGGUUCUAAUGUGAUUGAAAAGUUUUUGAAAAUGAGUGAUGGUAAGGAGAAUUUAAUUGAUUGUUUAUUGAGCUGGGGUGAAGCUACUAAUGUUGAAGGAGAAAAAGAUGACGGAUUGUUUACGAAAUUGUUGAAUGAUUCAUUUGGUAAUUAUGUGUUACAAACUAGUUUGGAUAAUUGUAACUCUAAGCAAUUUCAAAAAUUAUCAAUGAUUUUAUUACCUUUAUUAUCAAAUAUUAAAUCAACUCCUCAUGGUAGAAGAAUAUUCAACAAGAUACAAUAA